AGGACAGCAGAAGCACGUCUGCUCUGCAGAGCUUUAACUCCGAUGCAUUCUGCUGUAAAACGGAGUGGCCUUUUAUUUCCCUUCAUUUGAAUUUGCCUCUUUCUAACGUGACACUGCAGCAAAAGAGGGUACCUACAAAAUCAAACCAGUGGUACAGCUGAUCUUUAUUUUUUAAGCUGUGCAUUUCCCAUGAUAUUAAGAAACUUUCAAAACUUUCUAACUUUUUCUUCUCACCCCCUCCCCUCUGCUGUCGUUGGUCAUCAUUGAACCCCGAAUCCGCACGGCACGCACCCUGGCAGGGGCCGACCCUUGCUGCUUGUACUCACCUAAUGAGUGAGUGCAUUAAAUUAAAAGGCCGCCUUUGAUGCCCUCUCAGGGGCCGCUAGACAUUCCUUGAUCAAUGCCUGAUGAGGCGCCUUCAUUUGGAUAAAUAAACAACACGUCUACGGCUUUCUGAGGAGGUCCCAGUGGAGGAGCACAUUAGGACAGCCGUCCCCACACACUUAAAGAAUCUGCCCAAAUUCUGGAGGAGAGCACAAUAAGGAAACUGUUCCUCAGACGCUGUUUUUGCUGGAAGGAGUCUUACAGAAACGCAAGUCUUGGACAGUGCUGGAGACAGACGGGAAGUGAGAGAGAGGAGCUUUGUGCAGCUCGCCUGGCAGCGGCUUGGGGGGACGUGGGACGCCUUUUUCUUAUUUGGCUGUUUCUGGGGGUGUGUGGUUUGGUGCCACUUCAGAACAACUUUCAACUGAUGAAGAUGGAAGGAAAAAUAUUCUGUCUCACCAUCUUCUUUUUAGUCUGUUUCCAGACCUGCUCUGCCACCACUGGGCCGACAAUCUCACCUGAGGACCCUCGGAUUAUUGUGGAAUUACACUCCACCUUUAUGCUUAGCUGCUCAGGUUCUGAGGAUAUCCUUUGGAAGCACAAAGAUGGGCUUAUUGUCACUCCAGUUGAGAUCAUAAAUGGAGUAUACAGGAGUAACCUCACACUGCACAAUGUGCUCGGGGUACACACAGGCCUGUACACGUGCCAUUACAAGACAUCAGAGGCCAAAGCAUCAAGUACUUACAUCUUCGUUCCAGAUCCACAGAUGUGGUUCCUUCCAUUGGAUUACAAGAAUUCAGUAGUGAUGAAGACAGCAGCUGAAGCCACCAUCCCGUGUCUUGUUACGAACCCCGAGACUGUAGUCACUCUUUACGAAAAGAAAAGUAUGCAACCGGUAGAGGGAGUAUACCAACCAACAGAAGGCUUCACUGGGAUUGUGGAGGACAAAGCUUAUUUCUGCAAAGCCACCAUGAAAGAUGAAGAUCAAGACUCAGAUCUGUUCUAUGUGUACAGCAUUGAAGUACCUGAGGUGUUUCGAGCUUUCAUUAAUGCCUCCAAGCAAGUAGUGAAGCAAGGAGAACCUCUCGUCGUUAACUGCACGACACAUGGAUCAGAGCUGGCGUUAUUCAACUGGGACUAUCCAAGGAAAGCGUUUAACAAAACCAUCGAGCCUGUAACAGAUGUGACGGCGGGAGCAGAGUGGAACCUGCGCUCGAUACUCAACAUAACAAGCGUCACUUUACAGGAUUCAGGCACCUACGUCUGUAGAGUCAGUCAAGGCGUACAUGAGGAAGAGGCAGAGGACCAAAUCAACAUCACUGUGAUCGAAAAUGGCUUUGUGAGACUGACUUCUGAACUGCCCGCAAACCUCUCUGCCAAGCUGCAUGAGAGCUUCAUUCUUCAGGUGGUGAUAGAGGCCUAUCCAGUACCGGAAAUCAAGUGGCUGAAAGACAACAUGACCCUUGUUGACAACAUGAAUGAAGUGUCAAUAGAGACAGAGGCAUCUGAAGAGACGAGAUAUUCAACCACGUUGACUCUGGUGCGGAUUAACUCUGAACAGAAUGGCAUUUACACCGUCCAGGUCUCAAAUGAGUAUGAUGACCAAGAGCUCAGCUUUCACCUUCAGGUCAAUGUGCCUCCACAUAUGCUGGAACUUUCAGACCACCAUCCAACUGAGGAGGGCCACGCUGUAGUCUGUGCUGCAGAAGGGAUGCCAGCACCAGAAAUUGAGUGGUACACCUGCAAUAAGAAAACCAAAUGCAGCUUUAAGGACAUUUCAUGGAGUCCACUAUCCACUUAUCCUGAGAAUAUCAGCAGCCAAACCAAUGUCAGCUUUAAUGAAAGCCGCAGAGUGUUUGUGUCAAGGAGUGUUGUUGUUUUCAAAAAAGUGCAGAGCUUGCUGUCAGUCCGCUGCAUUGCCAGGAAUGAGCUUGGCACCAAACUUCAGGAUGUCAGACUGGUCUCCAACUCUUUGAACUCCCAGGUCGCUGUCAUAUCUGCCAUCCUGGCUCUCUUGGUGAUUGCUCUCGUGGCCCUUAUUGUUCUCAUAAUACUGUGGAGAAAGAAACCUCGUUAUGAGAUUCGCUGGAAGGUGAUUGAGUCGGUGAGCUCCGAUGGUCAUGAAUAUAUUUAUGUGGAUCCAAUGCACUUGCCCUAUGAUCCCAGCUGGGAAUUUCCAAGAGACAGCCUGGUUUUAGGUCGAACUCUGGGUUCUGGAGCCUUUGGGAGGGUUGUGGAAGCCACCGCUUAUGGCCUGAGCCACUCACAGUCUGCAACUAAAGUCGCAGUGAAAAUGCUGAAAUCCACUGCAAGAAGAAGUGAGACUCAGGCUCUCAUGUCAGAGCUGAAGAUAAUGAGUCACCUUGGGCCUCACCUCAAUAUUGUCAACCUUCUGGGAGCCUGCACUAAGAGAGGCCCCAUCUAUCUCAUCACGGAGUUUUGCCGCUAUGGAGACCUGGUAGACUACCUGCACAGGAACAAGCACACUUUCCUACAGUAUUACGCUGACAAGUCAAGACGGGACACUGAGAUGUACAGCAAUACCAGUACAAAUGGCCAGGGAAAGAGCUACGUAACACUGACUAGUGAAAGCGAUGGAGGAUACAUGGACAUGAGUAAGGAUGACUCCACAGAGUAUGUGGCAAUGCAGUCAGACAGCAUUAAAUAUGCAGACAUUGAGCCAGCUGUUUAUGAAACCCCCUACCAGAGGGACAGUUACCAAGGACAAGCUCCAGAAAGCGUCAACAACUCACUUGUGAUUAAUGAGUCCCCGGUUCUCAGCUUUACAGACUUGGUGGGAUUUAGCUAUCAAGUAGCCAAAGGGAUGGACUUCCUGGCUUCUAAAAAUUGUGUGCAUCGGGAUCUGGCGGCCAGAAAUGUUUUAAUCUGUGAAGGGAAACUGGUGAAAAUAUGUGAUUUUGGACUUGCACGGGACAUCAUGCACGACUCCAACUACAUCUCGAAGGGCAGUACCUUCCUGCCUUUGAAGUGGAUGGCCCCCGAGAGCAUCUUCCACAACCUGUACACCACACAGAGUGAUGUCUGGUCAUAUGGCAUCUUACUAUGGGAGAUCUUUACUCUUGGUGGGACCCCUUAUCCUAAUCUUCCAAUGAACGAGUUGUUUUACACUGCCCUCAAGAGAGGCUACAGAAUGUGCAAACCCACCCACGCAACAGAUGAAAUCUAUGAAAUUAUGCAAAAGUGCUGGGAUGAAAAGUUUGAGAAAAGACCAGAAUUUGCAAGCCUGGUUCACUCUGUUGGGAAGAUGUUAGCCGAGUCUUAUAAGAAGAAAUAUGACCAAGUGGAUGAAGAAUUCUUUAAAAGUGAUCACCCCGCAGUGGUCCGAACAAAGCCAAGGAUUUUGGGGAGAGAUAACUUAAGACCAACUUCCUCUUCCUCAGAAAGACCUGAUUCAGCCCUGAGCCCAGAUAAUGAAUAUAUCAUCCCGAUACCAGAUCCAAAGCCAGAGGAGGCUGAAGUGAAAGUACCAGAAACAGAGACAAAUACAGACAUACAAGAAAAUGAGAAUUACAGUACGGUUGUUGCAGUGAUCCCAGAGGAAUGCCAGGUCACACCACAGGAACUGGGACAGAUUUCAGAUACUGAGCAGAUUAAAAAUGAGCCAGAAGUGGAAGACAGCUUUCUGUAGCUUGCAGCAUGACUUAUGUGGAAAGCCUGGUCAGCCGGUACAAGAAAGCAGAUUUGUAGCCAGUGUCAUUUGAGGUGCCAUCAGCCAUUGAAUCCUUAAUGCUAAAAAAAGAAAAAGGCCAUUAAGAAUUAUUGUUUCUGCUGGCCAUGCCAAUAAAACUGAAAUGUCCACGCAGAAUGGCCACAUUAUACGGGGAGUCUUCUGCUUUUACACAUGUGAUAAGUUACAAUGUGCACUAUUAUACCUAACGUCUGAAAGUCAUGAUCUGGCUCCUCAACUGUGGAAAUCCUUGUCCUCAAAUUUACUGGUACUCUUGGUAUUUCUUGAACAUAAAACAAGGGACCCAUCUGAAAAGUGCAAAGUAACAUAUUCCUAGUAUCCAGACGACUUCAAUAAUUUGAAUCCAUACUCUGUAGCACAAAAAAGCCUGAUGAGCUCUUGCAAUAGUCUAACAGCCUUGGAGGCUUCUAACAUAUCUUUGAACAAACGGCUUCAGCUAUCCAGUCCUGGUGAACAAAAACAGCUGGCCCGUCUCCUAAGCCCAAGGUAUAUCCUACAUUCCAUGCCAUAAUGAUGAAGGUUAUCUCCAGCAUGACAUUUAUUGAGACAAUCAAUCCUGUGCUCUUCAGUACAUUCUUAACUUAGCCCCAGAUCAUGUAAUGGAUAUGAAAAGAUCGACUGAUGUUCUUAAUCGAGUAAGUCAGUAUUUCCACCUUGAAUCUACAACCAGUGCUCACUUAGUAGAGCACAAAAACAAAUGGGAUAUCUUCUAACCUCAAGGAACAUUCCUACUGUCCAAGACGCUUCUGACAUUCACAACCAAUCGUUCAUCAGCUUCUUCUCAAUGGAACACAACAUUGCAGACCUCAAAGAAUAUUUCAGCGUCGUCAUCCUCCAUGGUGGCUGAAAGCAGCAACUUGCCUGUUGAACUCUAAAAAUAUUUGCUAUGGACUACUGGGGUGGUGAAAAAAAUCUUCCUCUCCGUAAGUGUCUCCUACAGAGCUUUAUUACACUCUUCAUGUAUUCAGCAAUUCCACAAAGAUGUGUUUUAAAUGAAUUGAGUUUCAGCCUAAUUUCAUGUAGCACGUAUGACUGCCACAAUGAUUAAUGAAUGUACUAAUGCAAAUAGUGAAAUAAUAACAAGAAUCAUUACAUUACAACGUAAUUUAAAGGCAGUCAAUCUUGUUUGGGGCGCAGUGGUUAGUGCUGCCGCCUCUUUGAUGUAAUGUCAUGGGCUCAUUAUGACCCAUUCAUUUUUGCUGUGUUUGUAAAAUUUGUGUGUUGCAGUGUAUAAAAUUAGCCAUUUCAGAAUCCAACACAAGCAGUAUUCACAGCUAUCAUUUAAAUAAUACAUUUAAAGCACAUUAGACAUUAGAUAAUUUGGUAUUGAACUAAGCAUUGUUUAUUAUGAAACAUGUCUAGAGAAAUCAUGCUAAGCUGAACUGGAGUUUUAAUGUUCCCCCAGUACAGAAAGCCGAGUCCCAGAAUGAAAUGGCGCCCUCUGCAGGGCUGGUCCCUGUCUUGCACCCAAUGCUACCAGCAACAAUGAAGGAUUUUAGAUAACAAAUAGUUUGGAUAUGAAAUACUUCUUUAGCCCGCUUCUACUAAACUAGUUAAUUUUAUUAUAUAUCAUUUUGCUCAUUUGAUUUCCUAUGCAGGCUGCUUACUGUAUAUCUACAAAUCAAUGGCACUUCAAAUCAUAACAAUAUGCUUUUACAAAAGGGAUUCUUGUGCAAUAAAGUGGUUUGCCUUACUAAAUGGCGAGGAGGCAAAAUUUAUUAGCAGAAAUAUAAAUUUAAUCAGCAUAUAAAAAAGGUACAAAUGAUUGUAUAAGGCUGAUGUUUUUUGGCCAGUUCUUUCAAUGUUAAUUCCUGUAAAUAGCUUUUUUUAUAUGAAAAAUGAGUCAUUCUAAGCAAAAGAGAAGAUUUUCAGAAGAUUGGUAAAUGUGUCCUGUUCAGGUGCAUAAAGGGAUGCAGGUUGUCUCCUGAAUGACAGUUUUUGUUUGUUGUCUCAUGGAGUCUUUAUUACAUUUGUAUCUAUAUUUAUCUUAAUCUCUUUCUUAAUAAACCAAAGCAAAAUGUUUAAUAAGAGUACAAUAAUCUAUGCACAUAUAUGGUACCUUAUAUUUGAAUGCUGUCUAGCAAUCCACCUUUGAAAAUGAGCUCUUAAACCUGAUCAGAGAAAUGUUUUCUAAGUAAUCUGCACUUGGUUUCUGUGGUUUUGCUAAGUAGAAGUGAGUUUUGUCUGCUGAAAAUGCAAAAUAAAAUGAUGAAGGUACUUACAGCAGAGAGAGAGAGAGAGAGAGAGAGAUGUUGGGAACACGCGCUGAUUUUACAGCACAUGACAGACCACCCAAGGCAUAGGGACCCAAGCACCACUUAGAGCAGGUGAUUAUUAUAGUCGAUAGUGCCCCCAGUUCGGGUGCCACCCAGUGUAAUCAAUUAAAUGGUACAUCUUUUAGUUUUCUAUAAAAUUAUCAAUGUAGACAAUGAAAUCUGAACAUUCCUAUUGUGUGCCAGACUGGACAAUGGAAGCUUAAUCUCUGCUUGCCAAUAUAAGUUGUUUGUGAUGCUUAAUGUUAAAAUCCGUCAGUGCCAUGACUGAGCUCAAAAACCUCUUAAUUCUGUCCUGAUACAGAAGUUGCCUUAAAUAAACUCAAGGCCAUCAAGGCCCCUCUCUCUUAAAAGUGCCAUAGAGCCCAACUCCGAUCCUGGAGGGCCACAGUGGCUAUAGGUUUUCAUUAAUAGCCAUUUUCUUAAUUAAUGAUCAGUUUGUGCUGCUAAUUAACUUCAUUUAAUUCAUUUGCUAUUCAACACUCAGAUUUUUAAAAUCAGAGGUGAGCCACGCCGGUUCUGGCUACAGGGUUUUGUUCCAAAUCAGUUGCUUCAUGAGAAGUCAAUUAUUAAUGUCAAUAAGUGACAUUUUUCUGCUUCACUUUAGUUGUCUUGCAUGUUAAGAUUGUGAAUCCUUAAUCGCUUAUUUUAGUCUUAAUUAAACUGCCACAUUCCCUGUUUUAUUUCUUCUUCUUUCGGCUGCUCCCAUUAGGGGUUGCCACAGUGGACCAUAUCUUUCUGUCCUCUGCUCUGUUACAGCCAUCACUUACACGUCCUCUCUCACCCCAUCCAUAAACCUUUUCUUAGUCCUUCUUCUUCUCCUCUUACCUGGCAGCUCUAUCCUUAAUGCCUUCUCCCAAU
Messenger RNA from Polypterus senegalus (gray bichir), 7167 nucleotides. RefSeq names its product platelet-derived growth factor receptor, beta polypeptide (gene pdgfrb). Gene Ontology annotation, molecular function: ATP binding; platelet-derived growth factor binding; platelet-derived growth factor beta-receptor activity. Bases 752 to 3973 code for a protein of 1073 amino acids. The record is from RefSeq and is a predicted model, not a curated record. Gene Ontology annotation, cellular component: signaling receptor complex. The transcript has 23 exons. NCBI's taxonomy places the organism in Eukaryota, Metazoa, Chordata, Cladistia, Polypteriformes, Polypteridae. Gene Ontology annotation, biological process: cell surface receptor protein tyrosine kinase signaling pathway; protein phosphorylation; angiogenesis.